UACCGGAAGAUGUCCGCCUUUUUGAUUGGCUGAUCCAAACGUUCGUUGGGUAGAGUAGCCCUUCUCGCGUGCGCUUUGAGCGUGGGCGUCCCUGGGAGUGUGUGUUAGGGGUUUCUGGACCCCGCACCGGCUCGUUAGCCCUUUCCAUCUGGGGCGCGGCUUAGGGUCGCCCCUAGUGGGCGGCUCCCGAAUCUGGAAAAAGAGCACCAGAACCGGACCGCUCCUGGGCUGCGGAGGUCCACUGGGCAGACAGGAAGAUGGCGGCAGCAUCGGUCUCUGCGACUUCUGGUUCUCAGUUCUCGAACAUCUUAGCUGAACCAUCAAGGGCUAAUGGAAAUGUGGUUCGCCAUUCCUCAUCUCCAUAUGUAGUAUAUCCACCUGAUAAACCUUUCCUUAACUGUGAUCUACGACGCUCCCCAAAUAAGCCAACACUAGCCUAUCCAGAAAGCAACAGCAGAGCCAUAUUCUCUGCUCUGAAGAAUCUUCAAGAUAAGAUUCGACGCUUAGAACUUGAAAGGAUUCAGGCAGAAGAAAGUGUGAAAACCUUGUCCAGAGAAACAAUUGAAUAUAAGAAAGUAUUGGAUGAACAGAUACAAGAAAGGGAGAAUUCAAAAAAUGAGGAAUCAAAGCACAAUCAAGAACUGACAUCUCAGUUGUUAGCUGCAGAAAAUAAAUGUAAUCUUUUAGAAAAACAAUUGGAAUAUAUGCGUAAUAUGAUAAAGCAUGCAGAAAAGGAAAGGACAUCUGUCUUGGAGAAACAGGUCUCCCUAGAAAGAGAACGACAACAUGAUCAAACACAUGUUCAGAGCCAGCUUGAAAAAUUGGACCUUCUUGAGCAGGAAUACAACAAACUUACUGCAAUGCAGGCGCUCGCAGAAAAAAAAAUGGAAGAGUUGGAAGCAAAACUUCGUGAAGAAGAAAAGGAAAGAAAACGUAUGCAGGCUAAAGCAGCUGAGUUGCAGACAGGUCUAGAAACAAAUAGACUUAUCUUGGAAGAUAAGGCAACUUCUUGUGUUCCCAGUACAAGAAAAAUUAAAAAAAAGAAGUCAAAACCACCAGAAAAGAAAGGUUCUAGGAAUUAUUUUGCUGCACAACCACAUUAUAGAUUAUGCUUGGGUGACAUGCCAUUUGUAGCUGGAAAGUCCACCAGCCCCAGUCAUGCUGUGGUAGCCAAUGUUCAGCAUGUCUUGCAUCUAAUGAAGCAGCACAGUAAAGUCUUGUGCAACGACCGAGUCAUCAACAGUGUUCCUCUGGCAAAGCAAGCGCCUUCACGAAGUGGUAAAAGUAAGAAGUCAGCAACACCUCCCUCGUCUAGCAGCAUUAAUGAAGAGUUGUCAGAGGUCUUACAGACUUUACAAGAUGAAUUUGGGCAAAUGAGCUUUGAUCACCAGCAGCUUGCAAAACUUAUCCAAGAAUCACCAACAGCUGAACUAAAAGACAAUUUAGAGUGUGAACUGGAGACCUUAGUGGGAAGGAUGGAGGCAAAAGCCAAUCAAAUAACUAAAGUUCGAAAAUAUCAAGCUCAGCUGGAGAAACAGAAGACAGAGAAGCAGAAGAGGGAAUUAAGAACCACCAGAAAGACUUUUGAUGAAGAAGGAAAUAGCAGCAGCCGUUCUUCUGGAAUCACAGGGACCACAAACAAGAAGGACUUUACCAAACUCAGACCUGGAGAAAAAAGCAGGAAAAAUCUUCAGUUAUUGAAGGACAUGCAAACCAUACAGAGUUCAUUACAAAGCAACAAUUUGAGUUGGGAUUACUGACUGGUACCAGGUCAUAAAUUUUAUUCAGAUAACGUGUACCUCAUCAAUCAAAUGUUGACAAUUUACUUUCCAGGUCUCAUCUUCUUAUGUUGGAAUUAAUAGGUGUUAAGGGGCCCAUGCUUUAUACAUUACACAUUCUUCUUGUGUUAUCCAUCACAACUAAAUGUUAAACCAUCUAAAUGGAAAUUGGGGGAUUUUUUAAAGCAAAGAAGCCACACAUACUCUGUUUCUUUGAGAUGAAUUUGCUGUACUGAAAUAUUGUGCUUUGUAAACAGAUUACCAAUUUUUUACUUGUGGGUGUGAUUUUUUGAAAUAGUUCUUUAUAUGUCUAAGUGAAAUUAGGUUUCAAUUAUCAAAAUGUGAGGCUGUCCCAUAGGCAAUGUUUGCUUGAAAAGUCUCAUUUUUAAAUCUUCCCAUGGCAUGAACUGCCUUUCUAGUUUCUACUAUAACCAUUAAAUAUACUUUGUUUGACUUUUGAUGGAGUUUUUCUAUAUUUAAAUAUUUAUACAUAUUUAAGAAGAUUGUUUUAUUUUGCUUUUUGACAUUUCAAACAUCAGUCCAUAUUGAAUACACUCGUAUUGAUUUUUAAUCCACUGUUAAAGUUUUUGGAAGACCCAUGCUUUCAUUUCAAGUCAAUUGUGAAGAUUAUAAAAGAAUAUUUUAAAGUAUAAACAAAUCGUUGAUGAAGUAAAUGAGGUUUUAGAAUCAAGUGAGAAAGGGAAGGCGUUGUAAAACAUGCAUUUAUUGUUUUUAUAUAGUACGUGUCUAAUCAUGCUAUUCAGUUCAAAGCAUUAUGGGUUUUAAAUUUUAUGAAGAACCCUUUAGAUAUUUACUUUUAUUGGUGUACAGUAUGAGUGCAAUCUUAACUGUACACAUAACAAUUGUCAUUAUGUUAAUAAUGUAAACCAAUUUUGAAUAUAUUAAGACUUGUUAACUUUUUAUAAAUUUGCCACUUAAGUCAAUAAAGCAGCUUUUUUUAAGGAGACACUGAAAUUUUCCUUAACAGCCUGUUAAUAAAGGCUUUGUUUGUUAUAAUCUCUUCAAAAAAUUCAUUUCUAAAUAGGAAAUUAACAUUAUGAGAAAUAAUAAGAAUAUAUGGUAUUUAGUACGUAAUUUACUUGCCUUUCUCAUGCUUACAUGGAAAUUAAGCCCAAGAAAAUUAUCUCCUGGUAUAUAAGGUAAGAGUACUAAGGAACACAUUAACCACAUAUUAAAGAGAUUUUUUUUUUAUGAUUCCUCUGGGAUUGAAAUAAAUUCCUAGGAUUUUAUCUAGAUAACCAGCAUGAAUCGUAGUGGCUGUCUGGGCAGUAAGGCUUUUUGAGUUAUUUUUCAGUAGAGCUCUUACUUUAGGGUCUUCAGAUUUGGGGACAUUUGGGAAUCUCCUGAAAUUGGAUAUAUACUUUUGCUGACAUGUACAAUUUUCUGAUGAGCAGGAUUGUGUCUUCAUCGAAUUAGUAAUAGUGAGUCCAUAGACCCAGGGAAUCACUGUUCUGUGCAAUGGAAAAUAUUAUGUUUCAACCAUCUUUUUAAAUAUUAAAACUUCUAUUACCUUU
Molecule: messenger RNA, 3313 nt
Organism: Phyllostomus discolor (pale spear-nosed bat)
Lineage: Eukaryota; Metazoa; Chordata; Mammalia; Chiroptera; Phyllostomidae
Gene: CEP57
Product: centrosomal protein 57
Exons: 11
Coding region: 258-1760 (500 amino acids)
Cellular component (GO): centrosome
Molecular function (GO): microtubule binding; gamma-tubulin binding; identical protein binding
Source: RefSeq, a predicted model, not a curated record